Messenger RNA from Cotesia congregata, 615 nucleotides. The record is from the annotation of a GenBank genome assembly. NCBI's taxonomy places the organism in Eukaryota, Metazoa, Arthropoda, Insecta, Hymenoptera, Braconidae.
AUGUCACGAAAAAUUAUAGCACGUCUGCUAACUUCAGUGUCAUGUAGUUUUCGGGCGUCACCGGUAGACGUCCCGGUUUGUAUAAAUUUAAAUUUAAAGUUUGAAAUCAUAUUUGGUCAGGAAGUUGCAGACUAUGUAGGCAAUUUAAGGCACAAAAUAAACGACUUACACUGUGGCAUCGCUGACGUGAAACGUAGUAUUAAGUAUAUUAUAUUGACUCUUAACCAAUCUAAUCACAAACACGAAUUAGGAGAGGAUCAAAUUUUUAGAAAAGGACAUAUAUAUUUUUAUUAUUAUUAUGAUUGUCAAAUUUUAUUAAUAAAAAUACAAAACAAUUACAAGCAUAUAAAUAUUAGAAAGAACAUUUUCAACUUGAUUGAACAAUUUUCUUCGUUGACCAGCUUUUUCCAAGCGAUAUUUAAUCAUUCCUGCGUACAGAGGAAACUUGGCCGCCAUUUUAUCAUCAAACUUAUCUUUAUCUCCAUCCUUGAUCCUCAGCGCCAGUUUGUGAUAAGAUCUGUGCAGUAUAUCAAACAAGGAAAAUCCAGCCAUUAUUCCACAAGUAUUCUUCAUAAGUUCAACUUUUUUAUCACAUUCAACUCUGAAUUUUCUUAA